UAUUUACAAAAAAAAAAAAACCUUCUCUUUCCCCAGAGCACAAGGAAGAGGAGAGAAGCAAAGCAAAAUAUGUCGAAUUGCAGAUUUCUCUACCAUAACGGUGUCGUUUUGGAAGCUCCCCCAGUCACCACCUUCCUUGAAUCGCACACGGGUGCUUAUACAACGACGAGAACGAUUAACAAUGGAACUAGUUUAUUGUUCUGGGAGAGACAUAUGAAGAGACUCUCUAACUCGAUUCGUAUCCUUUUGAAUUCAAAGCCCGAUCUUUUGUUCAGUUCUUCUGGGGCCUCCUCCGCCUCAUCACCGCGGAUUUGGAUGAAUCAUCAUCAUCAUCAUCAACCAGUUCCUUAUUCGAGUAUUUACGAUCUAGUCAAUGGUUCGAUGAGCGAGGCCCUGAAGUCUGUUGUGGUCAAUGAAAGUGGAAGAAGUAGUUAUGGAGGAGAAGAAUUAGCAGUAACUGUUCUUGUCAGUGGUAAUGUGGAGAAAUUGAAUAGGUUAGAAGAUGAUGAUGAGGAGAGAAAGGUUCUGGAUUUACUCCAUGUUUCGUUGCAUAUUGGUGCAUACUCUUCAGGUGUUGGAGAAAACGCGGCGAGUUUGGCUUUGGUUGGUCGUGGUCGAGAUGUUGCUGCUGCUAAAUACUCAGACUGGGUUAGGCUGAGGAAGCCUCUGGAGAAGUUUAGACCUCUUUCGACCACUGAACUUCUUUUGUCAAACGAUGGUGAUCAUUUGCUUGAGGGCUGCGUCACCAACUUCUUCGUAGUCUGCCGCAGGGUGAAGAAGUCAUCUGAGAAUCUCUACGGCGGGAGUUUGAGCGAGUUUGAAGUGCAGACCGCACCUAUAACUGAUGGUGUGCUUCCAGGAGUUAUAAGAGACCUUGUCAUCGAAGUGUGUUUAAGCAAGGGGAUUCCAUACCGCGAGAGAGCACCCUCGUGGUCUGACCGUGAGCUUUGGGAAGAAGCCUUCAUUACAAGUAGUCUGAGGAUUUUGCAGCAUGUAGGAACGAUUAAAGUACCAGUUGGUUCAUUGGAAGCAUUGGCUUGUAACAAACCUGAGGAGAUUCAGUGGAAGGAGAAAAAGUUUAAAGAAGGACCUGGGAUGAUCACUGAAGUAAUCCAGAAAGCGAUAAUGGAGAGAGUUGACAUACAAGUUUAUUGGUUGGUUGCCACCACGAGAAGAAGAAUGGAAAGAGACGAAGAGACGGAAAGAGAUUGGUUGCCACCACGAGAGGCCGCCUGACUAUCACAAACUUAGUCCACCACAAACAAACGCUAGCUGGUCUUAUGAGGCUGAAAAUUUGCAAUAUGAGAGAGAGCUAUAACUACUGUCAUUUCCAAAAGCAUGGGUAUAUGACUUAUGGUGAUAGAUGACUCUUCUAGAUAUGAAAUUCACGAAAGAUACG
Molecule: messenger RNA, 1399 nt
Organism: Camelina sativa (false flax)
Lineage: Eukaryota; Viridiplantae; Streptophyta; Magnoliopsida; Brassicales; Brassicaceae
Molecular function (GO): catalytic activity
Source: RefSeq, a predicted model, not a curated record